This is a messenger RNA of Dunckerocampus dactyliophorus (ringed pipefish), 4909 nucleotides long. RefSeq names its product dual oxidase (gene duox). Gene Ontology annotation, cellular component: NADPH oxidase complex; plasma membrane. The record is from RefSeq and is a predicted model, not a curated record. The transcript is spliced from 31 exons. Bases 70 to 4404 code for a protein of 1444 amino acids. Gene Ontology annotation, molecular function: heme binding; peroxidase activity; superoxide-generating NAD(P)H oxidase activity. Gene Ontology annotation, biological process: superoxide anion generation; response to oxidative stress; defense response. Lineage: Eukaryota; Metazoa; Chordata; Actinopteri; Syngnathiformes; Syngnathidae.
CACUUCCGGGAUGGAGUCUAUCAAGCUCAGCACGAGCCACUGCUACCCAAUCCGAGACGACUGAGCCGCAUGCUCAGCGAGGGCACUUCCGGGUUGCCAUCAACGAACAACCACACUGUGCUGUCUUUGUUUUUUGGUUAUCAUGUUGUAUUUGAGAUCAUUAACUCACGUGCUACCGGGUGCCCACCUGAAUUCAUGAACAUCCCAGUGCCUCGAGGUGACCCUGUUUUUGACCCAACUGGUACUGGUGAAGUUCUGCUGCCCUUCCAAAGAGGACCAUGGGACAAAGACACCGGCCAGAGUCCAAGCAACCCUCGAACACAGGUCAAUAUGGUGACUGCGUGGAUUGAUGGCAGCUCCAUUUAUGGCCCAUCCACUUCCUGGUCGGAUUCUCUGAGAAGUUUCUCUGGGGGUCUCCUGGCCUCCACCUUGGAGUGGAACAUGCCGAAAGAGGCGGCAGGACACAGUCUCAUGUGGAGCGCUGCUGACCCCGCAACAGGUGAUCACGGACCUCAGGGCCUCUAUGAGUUGGGAAAUGCUUGGGCCAAUGAGAACAUUUUCACAGCAGCAGAAGGGAUUAUCUGGUUUCGUUACCACAAUUACGUAGCCUCCAAACUACAAGAGGAACACCCACAUUGGUCAGACGAGGAGUUGUUUCAAAAUGCCAGAAAGACAGUCGUGGCCACAUUCCAGAAUAUUGCUCUAUACGAAUGGCUGCCUGUAUACCUGGGAGACAGAACUCUUCCUCCAUACCCAGGCUAUCAGAAAUUUGUUGAUCCUGCAAUCUCCCCUGAGUUUCAGGCUGCUGCUAUGAGAUUAGGCAUCACUGUGGCUCCACCUGGUGUUUAUAUGAGAAACAGAACCUGCCAUUUUCGGAGCAUCAUCAACAUUGAUGGGAGUUCAUCGCCAGCCUUGCGUCUGUGUAACAGCUUUUGGAAACGUCAGGAGGUCAAUGUGAAGACAAGCCAGGAUGUGGAUGACCUCAUCAUGGGCAUGACCUCUCAGAUUGCAGAGAAAGUUGACCACAUUGUUGUGGAGGACCUAAGAGACUUCAUGUACGGACCUCUAAGAUUUACUCGCACAGAUCUGGUAGCACUGACGGUUCAAAGAGGAAGAGACUUUGGUCUUGGCAGCUACAAUGAAGUCAGACAAGCGCUGGAUCUGCCACCUAUAAAGACAUUUGAAGACAUAAAUCUUGAGCUCAACAAGUCAAACCCGCAGUUGCUGCGUAAAGUUGCACGACUGUAUGAUGGCGAUGUCUCCAAGCUGGAGCUCUUCCCUGGAGGACUGCUGGAGUCGUAUGGGGGUCCAGGCCCAGUUUUCUCUGCCAUCAUCUUGGACCAGUUUGAACGCAUUAGAAAUGGUGACCGCUUUUGGUUUGAGAACAAACAGAAUGGUUUGUUCCAAGAUGAAGACAUCCAAAGGAUCCGCAAUGUGACUUUUCACGACGUUCUUGUUGCAGUCACGAGCGCAGAGGCUUCUGACAUACAAAACAGUGUAUUCUUCUGGAAGAGUGGUGAUCCUUGUCCUCAGCCUGCUCAGCUGAACGCAUCAAUGCUCCAUCCCUGCACUAAUGCAACCAAACUUAAUUACUUUGAUGGAAGCAAAGCUGGCUUUGGGAUAUUUAUUGUCAUUCUAUUCCUCUUUCCAGUUGUUAGCUAUUCAGCGGCCUGCGUGGUGGCGUAUCUUCGAAAGUGGCGCUACAGGAAGUUCCAGAAAAGAGGGGAAACUGUUGUUAGAACAGAGAUGGCUUUUGGAUUUCCUGCCUAUGAGUGGCGGGGCCAUAGCAAACCCCUGCAUCCCAUCAGUGUGGAGGUCACAGAGACGAGGAGCCUGCACAUCCAGGACAGAGCUGGAGCCUCUCUUCGUUUCCUGAAUCUGGAUAAGCAGCGCUGCCUUGAUGUGCUCCUCUCAAAUGAUCGCCAUAAUAAAGCUCUGCUGCUUAAAGUACCGAAAGAGUAUGACCUGGUGUUGUUCUUUGAUAACGAGGGAAAACGUGCAGCAUUCCUCAAGUGUCUCCACCCAGAGGUGACUGACAUCAGGCAAGAGAUUACACUGAAGGAGAUGAGAGAGAAGGAGCUCCUGAAGGAGGCCCUAACAGGAGAACAAAGGGCUCAGAUUGUGGAAACAUUCAUCCGACAUACUUUCUCCAAGGUUUUAGAAAUAGAGAAGUGCGAUGCCGGGGACACGAGCGGUGUUUGCCGCAAGAAAGCCAAAGAGAUUCUGCAGUGCGAGUUGACCGCUGCAGAAUUUGCUAAUGUGCUGGGCCUCAAGUCAGGCUCCUUAUUUGUGGACUCCAUGUUCACACUGGCUGAUAAAGAUGGCAACGGCUACCUGUCCUUCCAGGAGUUUCUUGACAUCAUGGUCAUUUUUAUGAAAGGGUCCCCUGAGGAGAAGUCAAAACUGAUGUUCUCCAUGAAUGAUAUCAGCGGUCGUGGUUAUUUAUCAAAAGAAGAAUUUGCCAGGAUGCUGAGGUCUUUUAUUGAAAUCUCAAACGGUGCACUGUCAAAGCGGCAGACGGAGAACGGCAUCAGUGCCAUGAUGCAGGCUGCGGGGUUUGAUAAAAAAGAGAAAAUCACAUGGGAAGACUUCCAUUUCCUCCUGCGGGAUCAUGAGAGGGAGCUACAGUUUGCCCAGCUUAGUGAUAAAGGGGUGGAGCAACAAAGAAAGACAUUUCUUAGUCGAGACCAGAGAGUUUCCUUUAUCUGCCCAGCGAGUAGCAGCGACAAGGCCGAUGGGCUGGAAACACGCAGGCGGAAAAAGUUUGACCUCACCACUCCAAACGUAUACGUGAAGCCCAAGCGCCAGCGGUACAUAAGAAGUCCCGUCAAGCAGAAAAUCCAACAGAUCAAACGAUUCAUUGAGAACUAUCGUCGCCAUAUUGUCUGUUUCAUUGUGGUCUAUGGCAUCACAGCUGGUGUGGCUCUCGAGAGAUGCUACUACUACAGCUUGCAGGCCACAUCUACGGGCAUCCCUGAGACUUCAGCAGUGGGCAUUGUGGUGUCUCGAGGCUCAGCCGCCGCCAUCUCCUUUCUCUUUCCCUACAUUCUCCUCACAGUGUGUCGCAACCUCAUCACGUUGUGCAGAGAGACUUUCCUGAACAGAUACAUCCCGUUCGACUCUGCCAUUGACUUCCAUCGCCUUAUGGCCGUGACUGCCGUCAUCCUCUCAGUUGUUCACAGCUUGGGUCAUGUGGUCAACAUCUACAUCUUUUCCAUCAGUGACCUCAACAUCCUGUCUUGUCUGUUCCCAAAGGUUUUUGCCAACAAUGGGUCUGAACUUCCUCUCAAGUGGUCAUGGUGGUUCUUCCAAACGGUUCCAGGGCUUACUGGUGUCCUCCUUCUCUUCACUUUGUCGUUCAUGUACGUUUUUGCCUCCCGUUAUUUCCGCCGCAUCAGUUUUCGAGGGUUCUGGGUCACGCACUACCUUUAUUUUGUUGUGUAUGUAUUGAUGGUUAUUCAUGGCAGUUUCGGCCUGCUUCAAGAACCCCGUUUCUACAUCUUCCUCAUCCCACCUGCAUUGCUCUUCUUGCUGGACAAACUCAUCAGUCUGAGUAGGAAGAAGGUGGAGAUUCCUGUAAUUAGUGCAGAGCUGCUGCCUUCAGGUGUAACUCAUCUGGAGUUUAAGCGACCACAAGGCUUUGUGUAUCGUUCCGGACAGUGGGUCCGCAUUGCAUGCCUGAUGCUGGGCACAGAUGAGUACCACCCUUUCACGCUGACAUCAGCCCCUCAUGAGGAGACCCUCAGCCUGCACAUUAGAGCAGUGGGGCCCUGGACAGGCCAGUUGCGAGAGCUCUACAGUGAAGAAAGUCUGCUUGAACUCGGAGCCCAUCCAAAGCUGUACCUGGAUGGCCCAUUCGGAGAGGGACACCAGGAAUGGACUGACUUUGAGGUGUGUGUCUUGGUGGGAGGAGGAAUCGGUGUCACGCCAUUUGCCUCCAUCCUCAAAGACCUGGUGUUCAAGUCCUCCAUCAAGUCCAAGAUUCAGUGUAAAAAGGUGUACUUCAUCUGGGUGACACGCACGCAGCAUCAGUUUGAGUGGGUGUCAGACAUCAUCAGGGAGGUGGAGGACAUGGACUCAUUGGAGCUGGUGUCAGUUCACACUUACAUCACUCAGGUGGCCGAGAAGUUCGACCUCCGCACCAUCAUGCUGUACGUGUGUGAGCGCCACUUCCAGAAGGUGUGGAGCCGCAGUCUUUUCACCGGCCUGAGGUCCGUCACCCACUUUGGCCGUCCGCCCUUCGUCUCCUUUUUCAGUUCGCUGCAGGAGGUUCACCCAGAGGUGUCUAAGAUUGGUGUCUUCAGCUGUGGACCACCAGGACUCACCAAGAACGUUGAGAAAGCCUGUCAGCACAUGAACAAGAGGGACCAGGCACUGUUCUUGCAUCACUAUGAGAACUUUUAAAUGGCUGGUCAUGUUAUUGAUGCUUGAAGGACAUUUUUACCAAGAACAAACGUGCCAAUUUAUUUAUGAAAUGACAUAAUUUUUUGCGCAUCAACAUCAAGUCACACCUCUCACGGCAGUUGGGGGCACAACAGUGUGCCCACACAGAGGCUGACGCUCUGUUAUAACUUUAAUCUGACCCGAACACAUCAACACAUUGCUUGUUAUUGGAACAACGCUUCCUCAUUGUCACUAGACGGUCGCGAGGUGUGGACAUGUACACUCUGAAAAUCACGAGAAAAUCUUUAUUAUGUGUGUAUGCGUGGUCUAAAUAAACAGAAAGACAUAUAAAAACAGCAAGUGGAUAUUCUUAUUACUCGCUGGAAGUAGAAUUAGCUGCAUUUACGUAUGCUCGUAAAGCCCACAAAAUACAUCUCCACUCAAAACAUGUGAAUUCAACUUAAAUGACGUGGCGUCUUUGAACGUAACCCCUCAUGGUUUAUAAUACGGUGAAAGUGUCAUUCAA